Messenger RNA from Malaya genurostris, 1599 nucleotides. RefSeq names its product zinc finger protein 611-like. Gene Ontology annotation, cellular component: nucleus. The record is from RefSeq and is a predicted model, not a curated record. Bases 25 to 1578 code for a protein of 517 amino acids. Lineage: Eukaryota; Metazoa; Arthropoda; Insecta; Diptera; Culicidae. The transcript has a single exon. Gene Ontology annotation, molecular function: zinc ion binding.
UCUUACAAAAUUUCCUAGUCGAUAAUGAAUUCCACUCGGGUGAGCAUUUGUCGCACCUGUCUAGCGGAAGGUGUUCCUAUGAUCAGUCUGUUCAACUGCUGUGAGCCUACCGACGAGGGUGACGAAGAAAACGAACCGUCACGUAAUCCGAUUCCCGUCCAGCUCAGUACAAUCUACAGCGAACUGCUCCGACUGCCACUGGUUGAACCGAUUCCGACCGAGGUCUGCCUGCAAUGUGCGGAUAAACUCAAGGAGAUUGACCAGUUUCGUCGUAAGGCCACGAAGGCCUACGAAGAGUUACAGACGAAGGUAAGCAUAGCGCAGAUCAUCAACCAACUCGACCAGAGUAGUUUGGGUAGCGUGCAGAAUGAUCGCCUGGAGGAAGACUUUGCCGAAGAUUUGAUGGCAGAAGAUGAGCUUAGCAGCAGACUGAAGAUUCCGUUGGCAGCUGGGGAACAGCGGUGUGAUGUGUGCCAAAAGAUUUUCAAAAACAAAAAGAUGUUAUUUCGACAUCAGGAAAUUCAUGCCAGUGAAAACAAAUACAAGUGCCGUUACUGUGGCCGCUGGUUCCGGGCCAGAAGUAGUUGGUACAACCACGAGCUUAAGCACCGGCAUGCGGUCGGACGGGAGGAGAAGCUGGAACACGAGUUUCUGUGUGAAAUUUGUGCCAAAGGUUUUAAAGCGAAAAACCAGCUGCGGUACCACCUGGAAAUAGUUCACCAAGGCAUCAAACGUUUCCGUUGUGACAUCUGCAGUAAGAGUUUUACCAGAAAUGGUUCACUGGCUGAACAUAAACUGAUUCAGCAUGCCGGUAUCAAACAGUUCUCGUGCAACAUUUGCGGCAAAACCUUCGGUAAGGAAGAUUCCCUCAAGACGCAUCAAACCGUACAUUCGGGUAAACGCUUUCGAUGUGAACAGUGCUCGAAAACGUUUUUGAAAAAGGCAUUUUUGAAUGCUCACAUCGCCAAGACUCACCCGAGCGAUAACAUUCCAAAACCCGCCUCUUGUCACGUCUGUCAGAAGGCAUUCACUUCUGCGUAUCACCUCAAGAAUCACCUGUUGAUUCACACAAACGAUCGACCAGAAAAAUGUCAUUUGUGUCCGGCUUCAUUCCGACAGAAACAGCAGCUCAAAGUGCACAUGUAUCAGCACAACGGAAAACCAUUCAAGUGCCAAUUUUGCGCUGCCGCUUUCGGAAUUCGUGCCCGACUGAAAGCACAUCAGGAGAAAAAUCAUUCGGCCGAUAUGCGGAAUAUGGCAGCUCAACAAUCAACGCAACCAUCGCAGAUCAUUAACGAGCCAGAUUUCGGAGACGGUGCAAUUAAUGAGGAAAUUCUGAACGAAAUCUGCUAUCAAAUCAACGCCAAUCAGAUUGUCUUGCAGAACAUCGAAGACGACGGGGUAAAUUUAAUUUACAGCAGCAACGAACACAUCGUCUUUUUCGACGAUGGCAAUAACCUGUUGCCGGACGAGAUUGAAGGUGUUGAUUCGAUCGGUCAGCUGUACGAUUUCACCAAACAGGGCUACAAUCUACCAGCUGCCGAAGACCAACAUACAGAUGCAAACAAAAAUCAAUAAAACUACAAUCACUUAACUUUA